GAGGCUGACAGACGCCAUUUUGAUUUUGUGCAAAUGUUACAUCGUAUCUCCGAGGCCCUGACAACGGAGGAAGUGAAUCUGCUGAAGUUCUAUUGUAUUGAAUACAUUCCAAAAGGCAGGGCUGAAAAACUCGAACGGGCGAUCGACGUGUUCCAGAAGCCACAAGAGCUGGACAAAAUAAACCAGGAGAACUUAAACUUUCUUGAAGAGAUCUUGGAAAGAAUGGGGAGAUCAAACCUGGUGAGGGACGUUCUGAGGCCGUUCCAACCGCCUAACCGAGUGAUUCCGGAAAACCCCGAACUAGAACCGGGAACAAGUGCUGAUGGUGCAAGCGUAGGUGGAGAAACAGCCGAAGCCUACUUGCUCAUUCAAGGACAAAGGCACAUGACCCAGGAGACCGUAGAUCGCCAUAGAUACUAUCUAAGAUCUCUGUGUCGAAUUGAGGGCUCAGAGGUUAUAUUCAGAGAACACAGGGGAGGCAACAGCAUCCUUGUGCACUACACCAUACCGCGGAAGAGCACAGCGGUGCUUAAGCUCAUGGCAUAUAACUCUGACCCAAGACUUGUAUUCAUGGGCGUCAAGUCACUGCAGAUCGACGCUGAAGCACCAAUCGAAGUCGCACAGGAGGCGCUUUUCAACGAUAUCAAGAGACAGCAAACCGUCGAUGACAUCGAGGUGGGCUGCAGUACCCGCACCAAGCAGCAGAGAGCGCCCAGGAACUGGACCCGCCUGUCCGCUCUGAACCUGUUCUCGGACGCCCUGCCCCUCCAUCUGCAGGUAGCCGCGAGUCUGGAGUACCAGGGCUUCCCCUAUAGCCUGGUCCAGGCUCUGGUGCAGAAUGGUCAGCUCAGAGAACAAGAGAUAAAGAAGAAGGAUCAGCUCAGAGAACAAGAGAUGAAGCAGCUCAUCCAAAAGGUGGAUUCCAACACGAUCAUGACCUUACGCUCCAAGCUGACCAUUUCAGAGAACAGGUUGAAGGAAGCUCUUGAGGCGAACGCAGUUCUUGAACAAAAGCUCCAGCAGGCCCGUGAAUACGUCGAAAAAGCCGCAAAGCAGGUCACCUCUUACGUGACGGAGUACAGGGGAGAGAAGCCGCCUGGCGGCUGGUCACAUGAGUACAGGGGAGAGAAGCCACCUGGCGGCUGGUCUGCACAUGUUGAGGAGGCAAAUGUAGUCACACAGACACACCUAGCGGCUCGAAAGGGAACUGCAGGAGUAGGAGUAGAUUCGGGUGACACCGCAAAGGAAGAAUCGACUGCAAAGGACGCAGAGAAGAGAACGAAAGGAGAUGAAAAGGAGGACAAACUUGCGACGCAACAGACCGAGGAAAAGCGACCAACGUCAGCAGGGGCAGAUGAUGCGACACCUUGUACUACUGGAGACUUAAGUCAAGGUAAGAUCACUUACGGCGGGGCGGAAUCAGGACUAGGGAAAUUUCAGCACCCACGCAGCGUUGUGGUGUCUAGUAACGAAAUAUUUGUGGCCGAUACCCGCAACAGGCGAGUCCAAGUCCACACCACAGAGGGGGUUUACCUCCGCCACUUCCCAACAGUCAUACCGGGCACAGAGGACGAGGACAUGUGGCCACAUGAUGUUAUUAUGGAUGGUAGCGGCACACUGUGGGUAGUGGGGAAUGGUGAAUCAGGCGAGUAUGUUGUACAAUACAGCACGGACGGGACCGCCAUGACACAGUUUCACCUUCAGAAGAGCGGGUAUUACCGCGGCAUUGCGGUGGACAUACGCAAUAACCACAUCCUGGUGACUGAUGCAGCCUGUUGUGAAGUUGAGGUGUUCCGUCCGGACGGCUCUCUGGUGCGGAGGUUCGGACAUCCACAGGGUGAGAUGAGACGGCCGCUGUACAUCACUGUGGACGGGGAAGGAAACAUCCUUGUGUCGGACCCGGGAACUGAUUUUGUCUACAUGUAUGACGAGUCCGGGAAGUUCCUGCUUAAGUGUGGAGGUCAUGGAAGUGGUGAAGGUCAGCUACGGUAUCCCCGCGGUAUCUGUACAGACAGCUCGGGUCACAUCAUCGUGGCGGACCGUGGGAACAAGAGGGUACAGAUGUUCACACGUCACGGCGAGUAUGUCCGGAUCAUUGAGACUGGGUUUAAGCCAUAUGGCGUGGCCGUGGGACCGGAAGGACAGCUGGUAGUGACUAAUUAUUAUAAUCAUUCAGUGACUAUUUAUCCUAGUUAUCUGUAA
Molecule: messenger RNA, 2202 nt
Organism: Branchiostoma belcheri (Belcher's lancelet)
Lineage: Eukaryota; Metazoa; Chordata; Leptocardii; Amphioxiformes; Branchiostomatidae
Product: protein lin-41-like
Exons: 3
Coding region: 34-2202 (722 amino acids)
Biological process (GO): regulation of apoptotic process
Cellular component (GO): extracellular region
Molecular function (GO): protein binding
Source: RefSeq, a predicted model, not a curated record